Messenger RNA from Paramecium pentaurelia, 612 nucleotides. The record is from the annotation of a GenBank genome assembly. Lineage: Eukaryota; Ciliophora; Oligohymenophorea; Peniculida; Parameciidae.
AUGAAUGAAUAGGAUGAUGAAAUGCUUGUAGAAGAGAUUAUGUGUUGCUAAAAUGAUGAUGAUAUACGAAGCCUAGUUGAUUCUCAAUGCUUAGAUAUCAUUGGGAAUUCAUUGCAAGAUUAAUUAACAUUAGCACAUAAGCAGCUUUUUCGAGUGAUUAAACUAUUCAGAGAAUAUUUGGAUUCAAGUCGUAAUCAAUUUUGGGAUUAAAAAAAAAAGAGAGAACAAAAUUAAACUUUGUAAUAAGAUUUUUUGAUGAUUCAUCAUGAGUUAUAACUUGAGAAAAGUAGAGGGAAAUAGAUUGAGGAAGCGAAUAAUUAAUUGAGAUAACAAAUAAAAUUAUAUGAAGGAGAUUUUGAAACUAUUAGACAAUAAAGUUUUGAAGAUAUAAAAAAAGUGGAAGAUUAAUUAGUUAAAACAAAAAAUCAAAUUUCUCUUUACAAGAAUUCAUUGAUUUAAAAGUUUUGUGUGAUAUGUCUCUAAAAGGAAUACUGUAUCUUACUAAAACCCUGUGGACAUGUCUGUGUGUGUGAAGAGUGUUCAAAAAAAAUUGAUUAAUGUCCUAUUGAUAGAGUCAAAGUAAUAAAGAUGAAGAAAGUAUACUUAUCAUGA